GAUAGGUCAUAGGCCCAGGGGCCCAUCCAGAACGAUCAGGUGAUUCUCGAUUUGCUAGAGACGUACUGGAGUAGGUCUUCGGGAGUUCCAGAUGUGAUCGUCGCCUGUGCUCGCGUGACGCCUUGCCGCGCCGCCGCCUGCGGCUCUACGCUGCACAUACACCUCGCCCCUCUAGCGAUCACCCUCGAUCUGCACUGCGCACGCCGGCCGGCCGGCCGGCCUGCCAUCCCCAAGGAAGAAGCCGUACUAAUCAAUUACUCAAUCAAGGAAAGCUAACGGAGAGAUGUUUAUCUGUCAAUGUUUAUAUGCUCUCUAUAUUCAAACAUGUUUCAUCUUCCUGCAGCUUGAAGGCUAGAAAAUCAGGGACGUACCACCAAAAAGGAACGGCAUAGUCAAGUUAUUGUGCCUUAGCUGAGAGAAGUACCUGCCAUAAGUGAAGGUGCAACCAUGGUACAUCAUAAAAAACAGUAUAACACUAUGGGCAUGGUAGAUAAUAAGCAAAAUGUUAAGGUAAAAGAAGAGGAAGAUGAAAAUCUUAGUACAAAAGAGAAAAGGAAGCAAAAUAAAGCUGAAGGUGGUAAGAAAGCAGAGGAGAAGCAAAAUUCCUCGAAGAGGAAGAUGGAUAAGAACAGGGAGGAGAAAGAGAAGAAAACGAGAGUUGUUGAUAAAAAGGAUGAUGAGGAGAAGGAGAGGGAGGAUCGGAGGAAAAGAAAGGAAAAUGAGAAGAAGGUGAAGUCACAUAGGGAAAGGAAGGAGGAGAAUGAGAAUGAGAAAGAAGAACAAGGGCAGCAAGAAAUUGAGAAAGAGAAAGUAGAGGAACAAAAGGAGAUAAAUAAGCAGAAGGGAAGGAAGGAAAAUGAUAAAGAGGAAGAGGAUUCGAAGGAAAGGGAUGAGAAGGACCAGAAUGACAAAAAAAAUUGCCCUCACUUCUUUAGGGCGCUCAUAUCCUAUUCAUUUAAGGAACACGUGACCAUUCCAGUAGGGUUCCACAAAUACUUGGAAGAUUGUACAAGAAUGGUUUCCCUGAGAGGUCCAAGCGGGAAUAAAUGGCCCGUAGAGCUGGCUAAAAUCUCCGGGGAGCUACGCUUUGCGCGUGGAUGGAAGGAGUUCCUCUCUGACAAUCGCAUCGGGUAUGGAUACCUGUUGGUAUUCCGUUACGACGGGCAGUCACAGUUCUCAGUGACUGUUUUCUUGCCAUCGUCCUGCGAGGCUCCCUAUGCAUUUCUCGCGCAGCCGCAGCGCAAGGACGUCGACGUGGCUGGAGAGGAAGAGAAAGGUCUCAUGAGCACCAAUGUAGAUGGUACUGUCCUUCAAGGAGAAGACGUUCACACUGGCACCAGUGCAGAUGGUACACCACAAAAUGAAGCUUUAGAAGAAGAUGCUUCAGAAGAUGAAGAGGUAGAGGAAGUUGAAGACGCAUUAUCAGAAACUCCGGAGAAUAAGGAAGACAGUGAAUGUCGCAUGUGCAGCGACGAUGCAUUGGAACCAGCGCAACAACAGCAGGGGGAUCUACGCAAGACCGACGAUGGUUUUGUGCUUGGGAAGAGGGCUAGGUUUAGGAAGGUUGAUGAUAUCAUGGCAGAAGUGGACCGAUCCAAGAAGUCCAAGCCUGUGGAGAGGAAGAACUCUGAAGGUCCAUCUGGUGAUCUAGCUUCUGAGGGAGCAGCAUCAAGCGACAGUUUGGCAGAAGAAUCGGAGCAUCGUCCACCCAAGGAGUCCAAGGCUGAGGUGAUAAGGUCUCCAUCUAGUGAUUCACCUUCUAAGGCGGCAACAUCAAGUGACAAUUUUGCAGAGUUGGACAGUCGUCCAUCCAAGGAGUCCAAGGCCGAGGGUAAAAGCUCUGUUGGUCCUUUAGUUGUUUAUACCAGGCCUUCUACUUCAGCAUCUAAAAGACUUCCCCUCAAAAAAGCUUCAGAAGAAACAAUAUCAAGUGACAAUUUGGCAGGUGUAUUCGCACCAGAAUCCGUGUGCACGGACUUAACCAUGUGGCACAACUCUUUUGGUAAAAGGCUUAGUAAGCAGAAUCAAUUCCCGAUGUUCAACAAGAGCAAUGGUGAAAACCAACCUGGCAGAGUUCUCAUCAAGGUUAUGAGAAGGUCGGGAUUAACGUCGCAGAGGCGUCCAGUAACUCAAAGGGAGAAGGAAUAUGCCAUGGAGAGGGCGCAGAGGUUCAAAUCCGAGAGGCCCUUCACCGUCAAGGCAAUGAAGCACAACGAUGUCUAUGCCUCAUACUUCAUGAUCAUCCCGGACAAGUUCGUGAAAACAUUCCUCCCCAAAGAGAGUAGGAAGAUGACGCUGUGGGACCCGCAGGCGAAGCCGUGGAAGGUGUGGUACGAGUACACCGGCGGUGAGUGUCCCCGCGCGGCGUUCAGCGCCGGGUGGGGGGCGCUCGCCAUGGAGAACAACUUGGAGAAGUGGGACGUGUGCGUGUUCGAGCUCCUGGACCAGGAAUACAACAUCAAGUUGCACGUCCAGAAGGUCGUGCUGAUGAUCACCCCUUGCAUCCUUGCCCCAAAACCUCGCACAAACGAGUGAUAAUCCGUUCAUAGGCGUUUUGAUCUAGUGUCGUUGAUGAACCUUUCCAUCAUGUCGUUGUUAAAACAUAACAUUAAGAAUUAUGUGUUUGUUGUUGCGGCUGAUUACCGGAUUAAGGAAAAGGUAAGCAUGUAUACUUUCCUUUC
This is a messenger RNA of Triticum aestivum (bread wheat), 2681 nucleotides long. RefSeq lists its product as uncharacterized. The coding region runs from base 448 to 2535 and encodes 695 amino acids. Lineage: Eukaryota; Viridiplantae; Streptophyta; Magnoliopsida; Poales; Poaceae. Gene Ontology annotation, molecular function: DNA binding. The record is from RefSeq and is a predicted model, not a curated record. The transcript has 9 exons.